This is a messenger RNA of Biomphalaria glabrata, 1610 nucleotides long. Its product is annotated as placenta-specific gene 8 protein-like. The transcript has 4 exons. The coding region runs from base 386 to 841 and encodes 151 amino acids. The record is from RefSeq and is a predicted model, not a curated record. Lineage: Eukaryota; Metazoa; Mollusca; Gastropoda; Planorbidae.
UCUCUUUCUCUUUUUCUCCCGUUUCUCUCACAUCUUCUACCAACUCACCCACACAUAAGAUUCACAUUUCGGAUACCUGACAAUUAAUAGAAAGCACGAGACGUACUCCUCAAGGUCGUGACCUCGUAUAUCUCACACACAUUCUGUCAAUCACUUGCAGCAGCUGACAUUCAGAGGACGAUGAUUGAUCAUUAGAUACUGUUAGCUAAUUCUUUUUUUUACCUUAGAAAGACACUGACAGCUGUUUCAAACCGCUACGCGCUGGUGAGAUCGAAAUGAAAGAUGUAAUCUGUGUUUCAAUUUUAGCUAAGGUGUGUUCCAUUCUGUUGGACUGUAACAAGGUUAAUGGUUAGACACUACAAAUCCAGCACAUUUUGACAGUUCAAUGGAUCAGUUUGAGUUCAUGAACUGGCAGCAGCCUGCUAACGAGUCGACAGCGGCAGCUAGCACCACUACCAACAUCAUCAUCACCACCCAACCACAAAUCGUAGGUCAAGGAAGAACGAUUCCUCCUCCCAGAAACUGGAUUAGUGGAUUGUGUGCCUGUUUUGAGGACUGCUCUAGUUGUCUCCUCGCAUGCUUCUGUCCCUGUUUGCUUCAGUGUAUGAUCGCCCAGGACAUGGGAGAAUCCUGCUGCAACGCUUGCUGUUACGUUUGCUGCAAUCCUGCCUCGCACUUUGGUCUCCGAGUUUUCAUGAAGGGAAGAGAGAACAUACAGGGAAGUCUGAACUACGAUGCUUCCAUUACUUCCGGAUGUCUGAGUCUCUGCUGCUACACAUGCGCACUUGCUCAGUUGGCGCGCGAGGUGAAGUUUGUCAAAAGCACGAGAAUGUUUUUCUGAUACCAAUCACAGAAAUAUGAAAUGUAUAUGCCUAGAAAAAAACAACAACAACAAUGCCAGUUUUAAGCAUUUAGGAUUCCACAUGACUACAAACUAAUGACCGCCUAUCAAAUACUUAUAAUAGUGACUAGUGACACGUGGAAAGAAUGCGUUUUUCCCUAGAGAUAUAUUUAGGCCUUGUCACAAUUCUGUUAAGCUUCCUUUAAUAAAAUGUAAGAGGUACCGUUUUACAUAUAUUGUUGCUCAUCUAAAAUGUUUCUAUUUAAGAUAUAGAUCUAGAUCUUGGACGGAGCUCAUUAUUUAGUCACCAUUUAGUCAUUUUAGUGGCAUACUUAGACAAAAGUAAAAACAAAAUUGUGGGGAAAAAAAAAGAUACAGGGGAAGUAAUUUAAACAUACAAUUACUCGGUGCAUAAGAUUUUAAUAUACAACAAAUUUAACCAACACACACGGUCCACUGGCAUACAAAAAUAAUAAUAAUAAAAAAAAAGAAGCUCUUGUCACAACAAAUUGUGUAUAUUUAAGGUUACAUCCAGGAACUUGAAUGAAAUAUAUGAAUUUUAUAGAUAAGUCUAUUUGCUUUCGAAGAAGAUAGCUGAUAAAAUUUAAAGUGUCCGUACAUGUGUCUACAACAGAGGACAAUAGACAACCUAAUGAUCGUGAAGUUUGAACAAUUUCUGAAUGAUGUUAAAAUUAAUUGUUGUGUACAUAUGGAACUUACGUUUUUGUCGUAUUUUGUUUUUGGCAAUGUAAUCUACUAAAAAAUAAAA